AUGAAUGCUGCUGUAAUUGAGGAGUGUACAACAGGAUCAAAUUUUUAUAUAAACAAAUUUGAUUCAAUUAAAAUGCGUUGUUUAAAUAGGCAAUGGCGACAGGUAUUUAUUCACUUGGAACAUCAUUGUAUUAGCAAUGUAACAACACGUACAUGGAAUAUACGAACAAAUACUAUUCAAAGUUUGCCAUGGCCAUUAAAAAUUUCUAUUUUGACUAAAAAUAAAGAUCAACUGAGUCUUCAUCAAUUUGGAACGUUAAUAACUCAACAAAGUUCGCUGAUUACCGAUAGUUUUGAACAAUUUAACCCAAAUAAUAAUCAGUUUAUAUCAUAUAUAUGGACAGAUCUAUUGGAUGGUCCACAGUGUCGUACUCAAUUUACAGUUGUGAAAGAUAUUUGUACAAGACCAAAUAAAACAAGACUUGCUGCAGAAUUCAUUAAUUUGAUAUGUUAUUAUGGAAAAAAAACCUUUAUACUAACUAAUGAAACACAAAGAAAUGCAUUUGAUAAACUUCUGAAUAAUAAUAUUACAACAGUAGACUCAAAUAUAAUAUCAAAAACUUCAUCUACUAUUAAUAAUUUAUUACAAAAUCCGAAUUUAUCACAAGAUCCGAAUUUAUUAGCAGCACAUUCUAAGAAAAACACAUUUUGGGAGAAAAAUAAAUUAUAUAUCUUUAUAGGUGGAGGUAUUGGUAUAGUUAUUAUUAUAUUAGGAAUUAUUAUUAUUAUUAAACGUCAUAUUGAUUUAUCACAGAAAAAUUUAGAACGAAAAAUGUCUAUCGAUUCAAACAUUGAAUAA
Molecule: messenger RNA, 798 nt
Organism: Adineta steineri
Lineage: Eukaryota; Metazoa; Rotifera; Eurotatoria; Adinetida; Adinetidae
Source: the annotation of a GenBank genome assembly